Molecule: messenger RNA, 180 nt
Organism: Soboliphyme baturini
Lineage: Eukaryota; Metazoa; Nematoda; Enoplea; Dioctophymatida; Soboliphymatidae
Source: the annotation of a GenBank genome assembly
AUGGCUACUCGCAAAAAGGUGCUGUUGAAAGUGAUCAUUCUCGGCGACAGCGGGGUCGGUAAAACGUCGCUGAUGAAUCAGUACGUGAACAAGAAGUUCAGCAGUCAGUACAAAGCCACGAUCGGAGCCGAUUUUCUCACUAAGGAAGUGAUGAUCGACGACCGUCUGGUGACGAUGCAG